AUGGCCUCUGCACAGCCUUCGCGAUAUCUUUCUCAAAGAGAAAAGCAUCGUUCUGACGAAAUGCACAAUACCCACCAACCACCCACCUCUCCCGCCCAAGAUGCUAGCCAUGCCGUUGCUAGGAGCAAAUCGAGGUAUCGACGAAAGCCAGGAGCUGCUGAGAGGGCCUCCGACCAGAGUCAAGCUUCGAAGCAGCACCCACCCGAGCUCCCCUCACGAUAUCAUUCCAAGCGCCAGUCACCCAACCUUGCUGUCUACAAGGAGCAAAUAGUACAGUCUCCACCAAGAGCACAUCGAAGCACGAGCUCCAGCGGGAAUGACAAUGCACCACACAUUACGCCUCCAGUAGCACUUGGAGCCGUCAACGAGAGUCUUGCAGGAAAGGGACGAACUCGCCCAUCACCACCCACUUCACCACCCGAGCCUGCUCCCCUCGGAGAGCUCUUCCCACCUCCGAAGCCAGCAGAAGCGCCAGUGCGCGCUGAUGGGCCUCCACAAUCAGGUCAGAUUCGCGCGACCAAGAGCAUGACCGAGUUACCAGUCAUGGACCACGAGAGUGUGGGCUGUUUCGGUGCCAUUUUCAGGCGUAAGCAUGCUGCUCCUCCAGGCGCAGAGUCCACCAAUCUAGUGCAACGUCCGAAGACAGCCAAGCAUGCACAACAAACGAUAAGACCUGGUGGAGGUGGCAUAGUGCCACUGUACGAUGCUCCCGUCUCCGCCGUGAACUCUGGCAGUCGGCAGGUUAUGGUGGAAUGCGGAACUUCUAAUCGAUUAUUCGCCGUCGAACAUGAUACUACUUGCGCCGAAAUCCUGAAAAGCGCGGCAAUCGUCAUGUCAGAACGGAUCGACAUCAGAUCAGCACUUCUGCUGGAGCAUUAUACCACGGUCGGCAUACAACGACCGCUCCGCAGGUAUGAAAGAAUUCGCGAUGUAAUGAACACUUGGGACAGCGAUAGACAGCACAGCCUGAUUAUCAUCGAUCCUGGCACAGGAAGUGUCGAACAGGAAUUGACUCUUAUCGGCGUGCCCAGCAUGCCACCUGGCGAGACGUCUUGGUGGCUCUCACACUCCCAGAAGGUGGGCAAAUGGCAAAAGCGAUAUGUGACAAUGCUCGGUGACGGUCAGGUGAUCCAUAUGAAGUCUCCUGACAGGUAUAAGGAAGCUGAGAAGCUAUGCCACUUGAACGAUUUCGACAUCUACACACCAUUGAUGGAGAGGCAGAAGAAGAAGAUCAAGCCGCCGAAGAAGAUGUGCUAUGCGAUCAAAAGUCAGCGGAAGACCGCUAUGUUUGAGAACUCCAGCGACUUUGUCCACUUCUUCUCGACAGCCGACCGCGCGACCGGCGAACAUUUCCAUUCGACCAUUCGGGCCUGGCGCAGCUGGUAUCUGGUGAAUAUGUUAGGCCAGGGCAGGCCCAAGGAGGAGGAACAGCCUCAAUCGCCUGCUGAAAGAGAGUCCCGCCAUCGCUCGCCCAGUAUUGAUCGGCAUGCAAAUCCACGUCACCGCCCGCAGGAAUCGAUGGAUUCUCAUUAUCAGCUUGGUAGUUUCAAGCCUCUGAUCGAUAUGGACCAGUUCGACCGAAGGCCUCGUAGCUCCGGCUCGCAGCACGAUCCCGGCUUCAGAAGAUCAUCAAACCCAUUCGAUACCCAACUCUCGCCGCAAAGGCGUGUGUCGACGAGAAGACAGCAUCCUCCACCAGCACUGAACAACAAGGCGAUCCUUGCAGAUGACGAGCCGCUUGCGAAUCUCAAUCGUAGCACUUCGGUAAACAAGCGCACGCACUCUGCCGAUCAGACAGAGUUCAAGGAUACCGGUCUGCUCGGCCGCAAGUACUCUCAGCGUCGCCAGGAGAACGCCGAUAGGGAAGCUCGCGAGCAACGAGCAUUCACAUCAGGGCCGAAUCUUCUUCACGGAGGGCUGGCCGACGCUCGAGGCGAUGGUUUGCAGAGGCAAAGUAGCACUCGCAGACACGUAAGCAACAACGAGAUGAAGCGCUCCAGCUCUACAAGGAACACAAGCCAAGGCCGCCAUCGAUGCGAUUCCUCGGAGCUGACUAGGUCCCAUUCCCGCAGACAGCAGCCCAAGCCGUUGAUAGACUUGACGCCCGAGUACAAAGAACCCCCUCAGCAUUCUCAGAAGGGCCGCGCAUUUGUGCCCCAGCAUGUUGGAGCAGCAGGUCUCAUCAAGAGUGCGACCUCUCCCGAAGAUCCUUUGGGUAUACCUUCGUCCACGGUGUUUCGUAGGGACAGAGAGCCAGCCGCCCAGCCGCCACCUAGUCCUCAUAGCCCAGGGCUAGUAGACCUCACUCCCCAGCACAAGGAGCCAGUACAUCACGUCCGCAAGGGAAAGGGGGUGUCGCCUGAGAAUCAUGAUCCGAGAGGCCUGGUGAUGAAUGCAUCCUCACGCGAGGACCCACUUGGCAUUCGCCAAGAGACCGUGUUCAAGCCUGAAGGAAGACGACGCGAAGCAUCGGGGUCUGGCUCGGGCGAAUUCCAUCCUGUGCGACGACAGAAUUCGGUCAGGCAGAAGCCUGAAGGGUUUACUGGUGAAGGUCUCCUCGCAUCUGCCGCGAACCGUCAAGGCUGGGGCACUGAAACCAAAGGUCGUGGCGUGAUUGAUGGUAGCCGCGCUGGAGGCAAACCACUUGUCGACCUUGAAGCAGAUGGUACAUUCGUCGAGGGUAGUCUGCUCAACAAGCAGCAGAGGGCUGAAGGGAUCCCGAAGCCGAUCAUUGAUCGUGAGAAGCGGGAUGAUUAA
This is a messenger RNA of Pseudocercospora fijiensis CIRAD86, 2757 nucleotides long. RefSeq lists its product as uncharacterized. NCBI's taxonomy places the organism in Eukaryota, Fungi, Ascomycota, Dothideomycetes, Mycosphaerellales, Mycosphaerellaceae. The transcript has a single exon. The coding region runs from base 1 to 2757 and encodes 918 amino acids. The record is from RefSeq and is a predicted model, not a curated record.